Molecule: messenger RNA, 3891 nt
Organism: Amborella trichopoda
Lineage: Eukaryota; Viridiplantae; Streptophyta; Magnoliopsida; Amborellales; Amborellaceae
Product: putative pentatricopeptide repeat-containing protein At3g13770, mitochondrial
Biological process (GO): RNA modification
Molecular function (GO): zinc ion binding; protein binding; RNA binding
Source: RefSeq, a predicted model, not a curated record
AAGGGAAAAAAAUUGUCAGAAAAGGGGAAGAAAAUAACGACGUGGAAGUAUAUUUUCACUGCAACAAACCAACCGGGACUCAAGUCGAAGAACCCACAAAACCCAUUUGGCGCCAUGGAUUUUUCAUUCAAUAAAUAAUAGUUCUUCCCAAAAAUGGCAUUCUCUGCCACCCCAUCUCCUCUUCAUCACCACAUUGAGUUAUUCAUUAAGGUAAGCAAUCCAAAUACUCAUAUUCUCACCGGAAAAUGGAAAUCUCAUUCUUUAUCUCUGUCUAAGUCUACUGUAACUGUUCAUGACCAUGAAAACAUUCCAAACAAGCCAAAUAACAAGCAAAAAGUUGAUAGUUUUGGAUUCAGCUCUCAGGAGCUUGAAACCAUACCAGAAAAGCGAAAAACCCAGUUAAAAAUGGAUGGGUUUUUCCGGGAACUAGGCUUACUUUCCAUUGAUGGGCAUGAAAUAACUCCUAGAAAGGCACAAAACCAGCAGGACAAUGGUGGGUCUAGUUACAAUUCAACUGAUAUUGGAAGUGUUCUUUCAAGAAAGGUUGGAAAUGGGGUUUUGGUGGAUUCUCUGUUCAUGGUUCAAUCCAUAAAUUUGAGGAGUUUUGAUGAAUGCCAGGAAUGUCUCAUUUCAGCUCUGCGAAUUUGUCGUAGAUUUGAUGCUCUAGCUGAAGGCCUGCAAUUACAUGCUCGUAUAAUUGUCACUGGAAUUGAACUUGAUGCUUUCUUAGGAACCCAAUUGUUAGAAUUCUACUGCAAAUGCUGCACAAUUGUAGAAGCACUUAAGCUAUUUGAUAUACUACCAGAAAGAAAUGUUUUUACCUGGACUUCCAUUAUAGGAUUGUACUGUGCCAAUGGAGAUUAUGAAGAAACUUUGGGAUUGUUUUAUGAGAUGUUAGAAGAAGGUAUAAGACCAGAUAAUUUCAUUUUCCCAAAGGUUUUUAAGGCCUGUGCAAAACUCAAGGAUUACAAAAGAGGCAAGGAAAUUUACCAUUACAUGCUGGAUAUUGGGUUCGAGGGGAACCAAUUUGUGCAUAAAUCUGCCAUUGAUAUGUUCGUUAGCUGUGGUAGAAUGGAUAUAGCCAAUAAAAUAUUUGAAAAGCUGCAGUUCAAGGAUGUUGUUUCAUGGAACAUGAUGAUUUCUGGGUAUGCGUCAAAAGGAGAUUUUCAGAAAGCUUCAGAGUUUUUUGAGAAUAUGCAGAUUGCAGGAGUGAAGCCGGACCAUGUCACCUGGAAUUCAAUGAUUUCUGGUUAUGCACAGCAUGGGGAUUGUGAAAAAGCCUCUGAAUAUUUUCUUAAGAUGCAACGCUUAAAAGAUAUUAGGCCAAAUGUGGUUUCCUGGACGGCUUUAAUAGCAGGAAAUGAGCAGAGUGGGCUUUAUUCUCAAGCUCUCGGAAUCUUCAGGGCUAUGCUUGGAGAGGGCGAGAAGCCCAACUCAAUUACUAUAGCUUCAAUUCUUUCGGCCUGUACAAGUUUGUCUCUUCUCCACCAUGGCAAAGAAAUCCAUGCCUACUGUAUAAAGACUGAUGGGUUGGUAUCUGAUUUGCUUGUUAGCAAUACUUUGGUGGAUUUCUAUUCAAAAAGUCGAGACAUAGAGAUUGCUCGCCAUAAUUUUGAUAAAAUCAAGAAAAAGGACAUAGUCUCAUGGAAUGCCAUGAUAUCAGGGUAUGCACAGAGUGGGAACAAAGAGGAAGCCAGUAAAUUGCUUCGAGAAAUGCAGUUGCAUGGUGUGGAACCUGAUGUGGUCACAUGGAACGGACUAAUUACAGGUUUUACCCAGAAAGGCGACGGGGCAACAGCUCUUGAGUUUUUCUACGAGAUGGGCAAAACUGGAAACCAACCCAACUCCAUCACUAUAUCAGGAGCUCUAGCAGGAUGUGCCCAAGUGAAGAAUUUGAAAGUCGGGAAAGAAAUCCAUUGCUAUGUUACCAGAAAUGAGAUCGAAAUGUCAACUGGUGUGGGAAGUGCACUUAUAGCAAUGUAUUCCGGGUGCGAGAAACUAAGAAAUGCUUGCCUUGUGUUCUCUGAGCUAUCAUAUAGAGAUGUUGUGAUAUGGAAUGCCAUUAUAGCUGCUAGCACCCAAAAUUCACAGGGGGUUAGCGCCUUAGAGCUGCUUCGAGAUAUGCAGCUUUGGUCUGUGGAACCCAAUACAGUGACCGUGGUUAGCGCUCUCCCGGCUUGUUCAAGACUAGCAGCUUUGAGACAGGGGAAAGAGAUGCACCAGUACAUAGUUAGGCAUGGAUUUACGGACUCUAGCUUUUGUUGGAAUGCUCUCAUAGAUAUGUAUUCAAGAUGUGGGUCAAUAAAGAAAGCAAGGAGGAUCUUUGAUAUUAUGCCUCAAAGAGACUUGGUUUCUUGGAAUGCCAUGAUAGCUGGCUAUGGCAUGCAUGGGUUUGGCAUGGAUGCUGUUAACCUCUUUCACCAUUUUAGGGUUUUAGGACUUUGCCCAAACCACUGCACAUUCACUAAUUUGCUUUCAGCUUGUAGCCAUGCUGGUUUAAUUGAUGAGGGUCGCCAGUUUUUUGAUAUGAUGAGAUUGGAUUAUGCCAUUGAACCCGCUGUGGAGCAAUAUGCUUGCAUGGUUGAUCUCUUAGCACGCUCAGGUCAAUUUGAGGAGACAAUGGAAUUCAUAUCUAGAAUGCCCAUGGAGCCCAAUGCUGCAGUUUGGGGAUCUGUUUUGGGGGCUUGCAGAAUCCAUGGAAACCCCGAGCUUGCCGAAAAAGCAGCUGAUUAUCUCUUUGAGCUUGAGCCUGAAAAUUCAGGGAAUUAUAUACUUUUGGCUAAUAUAUACUCAGCAGCUGGUCUAUGGGAAAAUGCAGCAAAGAUAAGGCGUUUAAUGAUGGAAAGAGGAGUGAAGAAGCCCCCUGGUUGUAGUUGGAUAGAGGUACAGAGGAGGGUGCAUUGCUUCAUAGUUGGGGAUUCUCACCCCAUGAUGGAUUUGAUCUCAGAGAAGAUGGGAAGUAUAAAUUUGAAGAUUAGAAAGAUGGGUUAUGUUCCAGACACAAGAUUUGUGUUGCAAGAUGUGGGGGAAGAUGAGAAAGAGUACAGUCUUUGCUGUCAUAGUGAGAAGAUGGCUAUUGCCUUUGGGCUAAUCAGCACUUCUUGUGGAACCCCACUAAGAAUUAUAAAGAAUUUGAGGGUUUGUGGUGACUGCCACUCUGCAACUAAGUUUAUAUCCAAGGCAGAAGGGAGAGAGAUCAUAAUGAGGGACAGCUAUAGAUUCCAUCAUUUUGUUGAUGGGGCCUGUUCUUGUGGGGAUUAUUGGUGAAAUGGGUAGGUAAUCGUUUGAGCAAUUUGGUUUCCAAGGAGAAGUUGCUCGUGUAUCAUAGAAGAGGAAGGUUUCAAGAAAAGGGAACAAAAUAUUUGUUAUUCUCAAGCAUGCUUUUGUCUCUCUUUUUUUGUAGUCCAACAGUUUGCAAUUUAUACUGGCACUAACAAUUAGUGUACGAAUGAACAUCCUGCUACUAUAGUUAAUCUGACAAUCAGAUAUUUGUUUUUCUUAUAGAAAUGAUUCAGACAAUUGUUUCUUGUUAGUCCUUCUGCUACUCUUUUUCUUAUAUCUGUCACAUAGUUUCCAUGAGCUCAACAGCGGGUAUCCUCUACCAGGGAUUUUAGUAUGUGAAAUGCUACAAAAAGAGUGAUUGAUGAAUCAAAAUGGUGUUUGUUGUAUGAACAGCUGUGAGUACUCGGGCCUAUACAAUUAACAUAGCCAUGCUGUCACUUGUCAUAUUGACCUCUUGAAGUUGCUGCCUAGACAUGGUUUGAGUUCAAAACUUAUUAAGGGUACCAGUCUUGUGGAGUUUCAGCAUCUCUGCAGUGUUGUAGUUCUGCAUGCUCAGAAAUACCAUAUCGCCUGAUUCUUCUAUCUAAAAGGUCCAAGUUGUUGUUUAAG